AUGUUUUGGCAGAAGACAUUGAGUCUUCUUGGGCUCCUAGCUGCUGUGGGCAGCACAGCUCCAGCUCUGUCCAAGCGCCUGGACAUUGACGACCUAAAUGAAGAAUUCGUGUUUUUCCGGGCUGAUAGCCCCGACGAGAUCAAAAAAGAACAUGGCUUCCAAACAAUGGGCAAAACCAACAAAAUACCCGAAAACAUCAGUCUCUGGGACCACUGCAAGAUCAAAGGCGCAGAAGCGAAGUUCGGAAACCUAGCAGACGAUGGCUACGUUUCCACGAGUCUGGAUUUUGGGGUCUGUGUCAAGUGGGUCAUGGAAUACAUCGAGGACCCUGAUCACUCCACCAUUUACAAGAUCGCGUCGGACAGGAACCUUAUUGGGUGUCACGACACGCUCAAGCACUACAAUCCCCUCCCAGACGAACAAGAGUAUGCUGCCAUCGGCGGCAUCCCUUGGGCCCAGGUCAUGGGUUGGUACAACCAGUUCACCGUGCAAGGGCAGACCAUCACGGACGCAGUAUUCACCCCAAACCCUGCCUUCAAUAGCGCAAAGUACCACAACGUCCCCGACGGUUCCGACCCAUCCAACGGCGGAGAAAACUACAGGCUCGCUGGCUGGCCCAGGAACGACAAGAGGUGGUCGGAAGCGCCUUGGAAGGGCGUUGCUGACCCGGUUUGCGGCAAGGAUGAAAAACCGAAGAAGGGGAAGAAGAAGGGCGCCCGCGACGUCGGUGACAUCGAAGACGAUGAAGAUAUGCAACUUGUUGUUAGGGACGAUGAAGAAGAUGUGGAGCUCGUGACUCGAGACAGCGAGGACAUGCAGCUCGUUGCUAGGGCUAGAGGAGGGAGCAGGGGGUCCAGCAGGACGUCUUCUUCGAGGGCUGGUAGGGCUAGGAAGAGGCCUACUAAGAAGCCUACUAAGAAACCUACCAAGAAGCCCACAAAGAAGCCUACCAAGAAACCCACAAAGAAGUGCACAGCAGCAAUGAAAAAAGCCGGAAAGUGCGGCACCAAGACCACAUGCACCGCCGCCACCAAAAAGCGCAACGGUGGCGUCUGCCCCCCAAAAACAACCUGCACCGCCGCCCAGAAAAAGGCCAACGGCGGCAAAUGCCCAACCAAACCCAAAACCACCUGCACCGCCGCCGAAAAGAAAGCCAACAACGGCACAUGCCCCACCUGCACCGCAGCCGAGAAGAAGAAAAACGGCGGCAAGUGCCCGCCCAAAGCGUGCGGACUGCGCAAGACGAACAAACAGAUGGCGGAUGAGUAUUUGAAGCUGUAUAAGGCGGGGAAGCUGGGGAAGGGGAAGAAGAAGGGUGGUAAGGGAAGAAGACGGGAAGGGUGUAGGGGCUGGAAAAGGGGAUAG
Didymosphaeria variabile is the source of this 1365-nucleotide messenger RNA. RefSeq lists its product as uncharacterized. The record is from RefSeq and is a predicted model, not a curated record. Bases 1 to 1365 code for a protein of 454 amino acids. Lineage: Eukaryota; Fungi; Ascomycota; Dothideomycetes; Pleosporales; Didymosphaeriaceae. Gene Ontology annotation, molecular function: toxin activity. The transcript is spliced from 3 exons.